UAACAGUAAGCUUUAAGCUUGAUGUUUUUAUUUAAUAUUUAAUAUUUAAUAUUUACACUUGUGUAAAGGCAAAUAAUUUUUUUUUAGGUUAUGGGUGAUGGUGGUCCAGAAGUAACAGAAGAAAUUAAGGUCCUGGCCAAGGGGCCCAAUAAAAUUGCACGUACAUAUAAAGGUUUUUUUUAUUAAUGGAUAUACCUUUCACAUAAAAACCAUAUCUAGGUGUCAUUGCACGUACGUAGGGGGUGCACCACAUGCAUUGACAUACAAAACAUGCCGCCAGGUACAUGUGUUCAUAUAGAGGUGAAUGAGAAUAAUGUGCCAAGCAAUAUUUCAGAGUCUGUCCUAUUAGGAUCAUAUCUAGGUGUUAUUGCAAAAGAUCCUGUGCUGGCACCCUUAUCCUUUCCAGAUUGGAGAAAUAAGGGUCUGGAGCCUUUUAAGAAAAAAAAAUGUUAGCUGAAGUGGAGGUAAGUAAAAUAUUAAAUAAAAUUUUAAUAUUAAGGUUUAUGUUAUGAUUAAGAAAAUAUUUAUUUAUAUUGCAGUCAAAGUUUGCAUUUCCUGGACAUAUACAUCACUGGAUUCUUCAAUCCCUUGGAGUUAAGUGGCGUAACCAUAAUAAUUUAAAAGCUGAGCAUUGGGAUUGCUAUCCUAUCGAGGAAAUUAUGAAGUCUAUUCCAGCUGGUGUUGAUGCAACAUUGUUUUGUCAUCUAGUCAAUCAGUGGUCACAACCAAAAGAUAAGGCUAUCAAGGAUAGAUUAUUAUUAUGGAGAGUUAACAGAUUGUGUAAAGAUGGCACCUGGUCAUCUGAAGAUGCUAAUCAGAGAUGGAUACAAGCUUGCGAGCUUUUGGCUAAGGAUGAGCUUACACCAGAGGAUGGGAAUGUGGAGGCUAACGAAAGGGUGUUCAGUAUGGUAAUGGGACCUGAACACCCAGGCAGAGUUAGAACCCAAGGUUUUGGUGUAACACCUACACGAUAUUUCCCUCAUAGCACAAAUAAUGGCACGAGUAGUUGUGGAAGUAAUUUAAGUCAAAUAGUUAAUCUCAAAGAGGAGGUCAACUCAUUACGUACUGAAAUGAGGCAAUUCAUGCAAGAAAUUUGAAUGCAGCAUCCACCUCAAGGAAGCUCACAAAUGGUAUGUAAAUUUUCACAUUCUAAUUUUAAUAUUGGUUAUUUGAAUACUAAUAUUUUACAAUCUUCUUAUAAUUGAUAGGAUGACAAUGAAACUUCUUCUUAAAGAUGAAGUUAUAGAAGAAAGAGAAUUUCAUUUUGAAGAUAACCCAUGUUUGUGCAAGUUGUUUUGAAAUGCAUCUUGGUAUGUAAUUCUACUUUUUGGGAUGU
This is a messenger RNA of Dendrobium catenatum, 1336 nucleotides long. RefSeq lists its product as uncharacterized. NCBI's taxonomy places the organism in Eukaryota, Viridiplantae, Streptophyta, Magnoliopsida, Asparagales, Orchidaceae. Bases 660 to 1097 code for a protein of 145 amino acids. The transcript has 3 exons. The record is from RefSeq and is a predicted model, not a curated record.